Messenger RNA from Microdochium trichocladiopsis, 1631 nucleotides. RefSeq lists its product as uncharacterized. Lineage: Eukaryota; Fungi; Ascomycota; Sordariomycetes; Xylariales; Microdochiaceae. Gene Ontology annotation, molecular function: homocitrate synthase activity. The record is from RefSeq and is a predicted model, not a curated record. Gene Ontology annotation, cellular component: mitochondrion. The coding region runs from base 242 to 1462 and encodes 406 amino acids. The transcript has 10 exons.
UGAGGGCUGAAAAAAUUGGUCCAAUUGACCUUUUGCCAUGCAUAUAUGGGAUCUUGUUCAUCGACGCAAUUGAAGUCUUUGCUCUACACCUCUGAUCUCUACAUCUCUUCUCGAGUACUGGGUCUUCAUUGCUCAAAAACGGCCUCCAUACACACCUUCUCCUUCUCCCUGCCCUCGCCGCAGACAGUCCCCUGACCCUCCCAGAAGCGCAAGACCGCCAAAAAAGCAGCACAUUCACAACAUGCCUGCAACCACCACCGCGCCUGAAGGCACGCCCGCCCCCCACACGCCCAGGCCAUUCCAGAUGAGCCAGAACUUGUUGUCCAAUGUCGGCAACUUCAAGUUCAUUGAAAGCACCCUGCGGGAGGGCGAGCAAUUCUCAAAUGCCUUCUUCGACACAGAAACCAAAAUCAAGAUUGCAACAGCGUUGUCCGAGUUCGGCGUGGAAUACCUAGAGCUCACGUCACCUGUGGCCUCUCCACAGUCUCGAGAUGAUUGCGCCGCGAUCUGCAAGCUUGGUUUGAAGUCCAAGAUUCUUACCCAUGUGCGCUGCAACAUGGACGACGCUCGAGCUGCUGUCGCAACUGGUGUCGACGGCCUCGACAUUGUUAUCGGCACCUCCUCGUACCUCCAGAAGUAUUCACAUGGCAAGAGUAUCGCAAUGAUCAAGGAAAUGGCACUCGAGGUGAUCGAAUACGUCAAGAGCGAGGGGCGCGAAGUCCGCUUCUCUUCCGAGGACUCGUUCAGGUCUGACUUCGACGACAUCAUGACUCUCUACAAGGCCGCUGAUGCUGCGGGUGUCGACCGCGUUGGUGUUGCCGAUACCGUUGGUUGUGCCACGCCCCGGCAGGUCUACGAGUUGGUCAGCACGCUUCGUGGUGCGGUGUCGUGCGAUAUUGAGGUCCAUUUCCACGACGAUACUGGGUGUGCCAUUGCAAAUGCCCUUGCGGCGUUGGAGGCUGGUGCAACACACAUUGAUGUGUCUGUCUUGGGCAUUGGCGAGCGGAACGGCAUAACCCCUCUUGGAGGAUUUCUCGCCCGGAUGAUCACCCUUGAUCGGGAGUAUGUGACUUCGCGUUACAAGCUACAGAAGCUCAAGGAGAUCGAGGAUUUGGUAGCCGAUGCUGUCGAGGUCAAUGUUCCUUUCAACAAUUACAUUACUGGCUACUCGGCCUUCCAUCACAAGGCCGGCAUCCACGCCAAGGCCAUUCUCAAUGCCCCGAGCACUUACGAAAUUAUCAACCCCGAGGAUUUCGGCAUGACCCGCUUCGUGCACAUCGGAUCACGCUUGACAGGUUGGAAUGCUGUUCGCAGCCGCGUAGACCAACUCGGGCUUCCCAUGACCGAUGUUCAGGUCAAGGAGGUUACUCAGAAGAUCAAGGCCAUGGCCGAUGUGCGCCCGCUAGGAAUCGAUGAUACUGACUCUAUCAUUCGAUCGUAUUACAGAGAACUACAAACGUAAUGCUGCAGUCAAGACGCGGAUUGUAGUCCUCACCAGCAAUUGUCUCACGUAAUGUUUAGGAAGGUUCGGCGAAAUCAAAAAUUGGUGAUUGGGAUUAGAAUAACCAGUCGUAUAGACGACCUGAGCUGCAUCUAAAAGUCUGAUCCAAUAAACAAAUGCAUUCCUACCC